CCCAUCGCUACCUUUGGCAUACCGUCGGAGUACCACCAGCUAGCAUCUUCACUUCACACAGAUGACUGUCAAAGACGUUGAGAGGCAGCUCGUUGUAUUCGACUUCGACUGGUAACAGUUCCCCUCAUGUUCACCGCGCAGACCAUCAACCUCCUCGGCAUACAGGUCCCUCGCUGAUCAAGAUACCGACAGAUGGAUAUUCGAGGUUCUUGCUCCCGAUAUUCGUCGCAAGAUGAAAACUUUGAAGGACGAGAUUCAGUGGACCGACCUUGUGGCUCAAUCUUUGCGUGAGCUGCACGCGAGAGGUGGAACGAGAGAGGAUAUCGAAGGUGCUCUCCGAGUUAUGCCAUUCCACCCAGCCAUGGCCCGCGGUGUGAAAGCCGUAAAAGCCGCGUCGAAGCCCUCGACGACUUUCUUUUGCCUAUCCAAUGCCAACUCCGUUUUCAUAUCUACUAUACUGCAGGCCAAAGGCCUGCAGGACCUAUUCACAGAGAUCGUCACCAAUCCCGCAGAGUGGGAUCCCUCUGGGCUCUUGAAGGUUCGUCGUCGAGUUGACCCCUCAGGUCCUCAGCACUCGUGCAAAGUAGGUUGCCAACCGAACAUGUGCAAAGGCGAAGAACUUGAGGCUUUCCUGGAGCGCCACCAGCCUGCUUUUGACCGCGUCAUCUACGUCGGUGAUGGUUCCAAUGACUUUUGCCCCAUCCUCCGUCUUCGAAGCCAAGACAUGAUCUUCUGUCGUCAAUAUCGCGGGCUGCAGAAACGCAUUGCUGCAGAGGGCGAGAAAGAAGGUCUGAAAUGCCAGAUUCGCUACUGGGCUGGCGCUUGGGAGGUGGAGGAACACUUCCAGAAGCUCGAGCCCACCGUCGAAGUCAAGUAGGCCGUCUCGCGCCGACUGACAGGAGCCAUGGGACGUGAGGAAUAUUAGAAGUAGAAAUUUGUGUACUGUUGUGUUUUUUUGUGCGUUUUUGUUGGUCGGCGUGACCUGAUGUGACACGACGUGUCACCUGCUGGUGACAUCCACUGUCACGCUCAGCGAGUCAAUUUGCCAGCACCGCCAGCGAAGGGAGGUGAAGGUCGAGCAGCCCGUCGUUCAUCUUGUCUUAAGUCCAGUAUCCAGUGAGUUUGAACUCCUCCUGACUAGCCUCCUCUUUUGUCUUAUUUUUCCUCACUUCCUCCACCGAUUUUUCUCCUUCAAACUCGAGCGAUCUCAACAUCAUGGUCUCCUCGACGCCCUCGCGAGAGGAUAGCACGCUCGAACCAGCGGUCGUGACCCCAGGAGGCACAUACACCAUCCAGACAGUCUCCGUAGGAUGCAAGAUCUAUGCUAGACGCUACAAUCCAGAUAUCUCCGCUCCCGAAGAGCGACUCGCUGAAAUCCUCUCUAUCCGUGACAAGCCAAAUAACCCUUAUAUCCGUCGACAGUCUUCAAACGAUGCCGGGAGCUCGUCACUUUUCCCGCCGAAUCCAGAGCUGGACAAAUACGAAUUCUUUGUUCACUGGGAUCAAUUUAACAAACGGCUGGACGAAUGGGUACCCGGAUCGAGACUAGUUCUAACUAGGGAUUUGGAGUGGCCGAGGGUGAAGAAGGAUAAGAAGGAUAAAGACAAGUUACCAGGGAAGAAGAACGGUGGGGCAUCGACGCCGAAGAACGACAAGAUCGGGAAGGUACCUAGAGGGAAGGAGAACUCGCUAUUGAAACGCGCCACACUCAACAAUGCGGGCACUUUCUCGCCUGGUCCUCCUGCUACGCCGAGCACUAACGCCAUACCCACAUUUCCCGUCACUCCCGCCACACCGUCACCUGCUCCGGGCACCUUGAAGAGAAAGACACCACAUGACGAUGCCGCCGAAGAGGAAGAGGAAGAAGACGAGGACGCAGAAGGAGAGCCGGAUGGGGAGGUCGAGAUGGAUAUCGAUGCAGAGGGCUCUCCAGACAACGAAGUCGGAACAUUUGACAUCACAGCCCCAGAACCGGUUCAACCACCAGCGCCACUUUCCUCCUUCUCUAAGGAAGAUGAGAUAGAGAAGCUUCGAACGAGCGGUUCAAUGACCCAAUCCGUGUCCGAAAUCGCCCGUGUCAAGAACUUGAACCGACUGUCUAUUGGACGCCACGAAGUCGAGGCAUGGUACUUCAGUCCUUACCCAAAGGAAUACGCCCACCUCCCCGUGUUGUACAUCUGCGAGUUCUGUCUCGGGUACUUCCCCAGCCCUUUCAUGCUCUCGAGGCAUCGAAAACGCUGUAACCUGAUGCAUCCACCGGGGAACGAAAUUUAUCGACACGAGGAUAUUUCGUUCUACGAGAUCGACGGGCGGAAACAACUCACGUACUGCCGUAAUCUCAGCCUGUUGAGCAAGUGUUUUCUCGAUCACAAGACGCUGUAUUACGACGUGACCCCGUUUCUUUACUAUGUGAUGUGCCAACGCGACUCCUCCGGUUGUCACCUCAUUGGCUACUUCUCUAAAGAAAAAGAAUCCGCCGAGAACUACAACGUGGCCUGCAUCCUUACCCUCCCCCAGCACCAACGGCACGGCUUCGGCAAGCUCCUCAUCGAGUUCUCCUACACCCUCAGCCAACAUGAGAACAAGCUGGGCAGUCCGGAGAAGCCUCUGAGUGAUCUCGGUCUGUUAGGGUAUAGGGCGUAUUGGGCAGAGAAGAUCGUCGAGGCGGUACUGAAGUGUCAGGACGAAGUUAGCGUGGAUGAUAUCGCGCAGAUGACCGCGAUCACCCAUGCAGAUGUGAUGAAUACAUGUACGACGCUGCAGCUCUUCAAGCACUACAAAGGCCAGCACAUCAUCUGUCUGUCGGAGUCCGUGAUCGAGCGACACGAGAAGACGAUGGCGAAGAAACGUAGGAGAAUCCAUAAGGAGUGUCUGAAGUGGAAACCGCCCACGUUCACUCGCGAUCAGCUACGGUUCGGGUGGUGAACGCUGGAGCGUUUCGAUGCUGAGCUUCUUCAGGCUUCUCCCUUUCUUUGUCGUGUGUGGAUUUUCUUUUCUUGUCUCAGAUCCUGUGUGGACAAUACCUCUUGUGUAUCAUUUGUAUGUUUAUGUACGAUUUGCCCGGCCGUAAGUAACAGAGCUCGGUCGGCCGUAUUUAUCAUUCCCCUUUGACUGCCAACGUAGAGACUGUACGACGCAGGUACUAUUUAUGAAUGUGCAAGGUUCUGUGUAAGUAAGAGGGCGUUUCGCAUUGUACUGUAGCGCGACUAGAACGAGCACAAGCAAAGAGUAAGCUAAAGAAAGUAAAAGAUGAAGGUAAUACAACAAUGUGGUGAACCCGUUGAACACCAUAGCUCCGAUAAAAGGUUCAGUUCUUGGUAUAAGAGGGGCCGCACCAGCAAAAAGCAUACAUAAAAAUGAUGAGAUGCGUACGAAACCGCAUAACGUGUUCCUGACUCUACGGUCACUAACUUAUAUAGAACGGCGAACUUCAGUGUUCAACAUCGCCGAAACGCGGUCACGAAUCGUCCGCAGCACCACUUGCACCACUUUGUUCUGGUCGUACUCUUUGCCUCAAUCGUCCAAUUCCCGCCAUCCCCGUAUCCUCGAACCCCUCAUCCUUCUCCAGCAUCGCAAACGACUCGUCGCCACUCGAUUCCUGUCCCCCCUGUCCUUGUCCUCUCUCAUCCUUCUCUUCGUCAUCCUCCCUCAGCGGGCCCUCACCAUCCAUCUCUUUGGAUAGCCCCUUCCUACUCAACGUCGGCGAACUUGGCUGACUAGCCGCAGGCGAGAACAAAUCCACGCCCGCCAACCUCGCCUGCGUCACCUCGUCAUACGGAUCCAUCGCUUCUCCCAAUCUGGAAAUUCCUCUGCCUUCGAGUCCGAUUCCGUCGCCGCUCAGCCUUUGGUGUAGAUGUCUUGAAAGGGGAGGUGAAGAUGGGCUCUGGAUCACGAUUUGAGGUUGGUUUUGCGCGGGGCUGUCUCCGGAGGCAGGGAUAGAACUAUCGACGGAGGUUGUGCGGAUGGGAGGAGGAGGAUGUGAUUGAGAAUGUUGGGGGUAGAGCGAAUCCGAUGGAGGUGGAUAUGAGGAUGAGGAUGGUGAUAAUGAUGAAGGAGAGGAUAGGGAUCCUGGCGGGAGUCCUGAGGUGCCUGGAGUAAGCGAGGAGGAAGACGAUGAUGGGGGUAUUGAAGGCGAGGGAAGGGCGUUGGUUUCGGAGAAGGGUAGAGCGGCGAUAUUGCGCGCGGCGUCCGCUGCUGCUUUGUCGCCUGAAGUGGACGCUGUUGGGUCUCCGAGCGUACGUGCGAUCACGUAGGAGGCUACGUCCUGUUGGUGACAUACGUCCAUACGUCCGAACCACCCAAGACCACCCACCGUGUCAUGUUACCAUCCAAGCAUUCAUGACGUCCCAUUUCGUUCCAAUUCCGCACGUCCAACAACAACAACAACAACAACAACAACAACAACAACAACGUCAACAACAACAUGCACCAUUCAUCAAUCACACAAGCCGCACAAAAGGCAUCAGUCAGCGCCUUCAUUCCUAAACUAGUCCAUGGAAGCAGUCUGAACGGAAUGGAAGGAGGACGGGAACAACAGAAAGGAAAAAAGAAAAAGAAAAAAACGCACCAGGAGUGUCAAAACAAUAAAAGGAAACACCAUGAGCAGCGCGAGAAUACGGAACGUAGACGCGGUGCUCGCGACCCAUGAGUCGCGCUCGUACUUCCACAGGUACUGGAUGUACCACCGCCAGAGCGUGGAGGGCACCGUCAGAACCCCCAUAAUCGACGUUGGGCAGCGGUCCUCUUGAGUCUCGUUCUCCUCCUUUGAUGUUCGUUGGCUGUUGCUCUUCAACUAUCACUAGCACUCCUUCGGUGACGUCGUUGGCCGUUAUCUUCGCGAACCGGCGAGCGGGGCUAAGGUUAAACGCAACAAUAGCAGACGAAUUACCAAGGUAAGCCGAAGCGACUAUCCAAGACAGGCAACGAAAGCGACAAGAGCAAAUGGCGAGUACGAGUAAACAGGGAGAGGGAGCUCGAGGCACCGUGCUGUGGAGUGCAAUGCGCGCGGUCGCCGUCGACGUCGGUCCUCCCCGGGCUC
Messenger RNA from Stereum hirsutum FP-91666 SS1, 5038 nucleotides. RefSeq lists its product as uncharacterized. The transcript has 12 exons. Bases 1216 to 2925 code for a protein of 569 amino acids. The record is from RefSeq and is a predicted model, not a curated record. Gene Ontology annotation, biological process: regulation of DNA-templated transcription. Gene Ontology annotation, molecular function: histone acetyltransferase activity. NCBI's taxonomy places the organism in Eukaryota, Fungi, Basidiomycota, Agaricomycetes, Russulales, Stereaceae.